AGGUCUCUGUUCUCGCACUGCGGCUUGCAGGUUGGUUGGUUGUUGGUUGGUUUGGGUUGUUUUUACUUUGGGAAGACCAAAAUGGCUUUCUUCUUCUCUCUUUCCCAUUUCACACUGCUUCUUCUUCUCCUCCUCUCUUCUUCUUUGUUUCUCUGCCAUGGCUUCCCUGUCCACCAGCACAACCCACUUCACCACCGCCACCACCCUCGUUUUGCCAGUCACAAUUACAGAGACGCCCUCACCAAAUCAAUCCUCUUUUUUGAGGGCCAGAGGUCAGGCAGGCUCCCUUCAAACCAGAGGAUGACUUGGAGGAGAAACUCUGGUCUUUCAGAUGGCUCAGCCAUGCAUGUGGAUUUGGUGGGUGGAUACUAUGAUGCAGGGGACAAUGUGAAGUUUGGUUUCCCAAUGGCUUUCACUACUACAAUGCUUUCAUGGAGUGUGAUUGAAUUUGGUGGGCUUAUGAAAGGAGAGUUGCAGAAUGCUAAAGAAGCCAUUCGUUGGGCUACUGAUUACCUUCUCAAAGCUACUGCACAUCCAGACACCAUUUACGUUCAGGUUGGAGAUGCUAACAAGGACCAUGCUUGUUGGGAAAGACCAGAAGACAUGGAUACCCCGAGAAGUGUCUUCAAAAUAGACAGGAAUUCUCCUGGUUCUGAAGUUGCUGCUGAAACUGCUGCAGCUCUUGCUGCUGCUUCUCUGGUGUUUAAGAAAGAUGACCCAACUUACUCAAAGCUCCUGAUCAGGAGGGCAAUCAGGGUGUUCCAAUUUGCAGAUAAGUACAGAGGAGCAUACAGCAAUGGACUAAAGAAAUAUGUUUGUCCUUUCUAUUGUUCCUAUUCUGGUUAUGAGGAUGAACUAUUAUGGGGAGCCGCUUGGUUGCACAGGGCUACUAAGAACCCAGCUUACCUUAACUACAUUCAAGUUAAUGGACAAACUCUUGGAGCUGCAGAAUUUGACAACACCUUUGGCUGGGACAACAAACAUGUCGGAGCAAGAAUUCUUCUCUCCAAGGCAUUUCUUGUUCAAAAAGUGCAGUCUCUCCAUGACUAUAAAGACCAUGCAGAUAAUUUUAUCUGUUCUCUAAUUCCAGGGGCCCCAUUCUCUUCAGCCCAAUACACUCCAGGUGGGCUUCUGUUCAAGAUGAGUGACAGUAACAUGCAAUAUGUGACUUCUACUUCAUUUUUGCUCUUAACCUAUUCCAAGUACUUGAUCUCUGCUCGUAAGGUUGUUAACUGCGGUGGAACUGUUGUUACUCCAAAUAGGUUAAGAAACAUUGCCAAGAAACAGGUGGACUACCUGCUAGGUGACAACCCCUUGAAAAUGUCCUACAUGGUGGGAUAUGGUCCGAGAUACCCACAGAGAAUACACCACAGGGGAUCAUCUUUACCGUCGAUUGCAGUACACCCAGCUAAGAUCCAAUGCUCAGCAGGAUUCAGUGUGAUGAACUCACAAUCCCCAAAUCCGAACAUUCUUGUGGGUGCAGUAAUAGGUGGACCAGACCAGCAUGAUAGGUUCCCAGAUGAAAGAUCAGACUAUGAGCAGUCAGAGCCAGCCACUUAUAUUAAUGCACCAUUAGUAGGAGCAUUGGCUUAUCUUGCUCACUCAUUUGGCCAGCUCUAAGUUCCCAACUCAAUGGAUUAGGCGUUGGGUUUCUCUCUCAAUUUUUAGUUUUUUUUUUUUUUUUUUGUUUGUUUAGCUGGAUGUGAGCCCCAAUGGUUAUAUGGUUGGGGACCUAAGGCUGGAGCCCUCCGAACCAUGAAGAUGAGGCACAUUGGUCAAAAGAAGUAGAUUAUUACCCUUGUUCAUGUUUUGAAUUUCACAUUAUUGUUAAUUAACAGCCUUUAACCUAUGGUGUGAGUGCAAGUGUCGUGCCAAUUACGGCGUUUAUGUAUGUAAAGUAUGAUAUGGCUAGUUGAAGCUUUUCACUGUGUUAUUCCGUUUUGAAA
This is a messenger RNA of Jatropha curcas, 1946 nucleotides long. RefSeq names its product glycosyl hydrolase 9B13 (gene GH9B13). The record is from RefSeq and is a predicted model, not a curated record. Gene Ontology annotation, molecular function: hydrolase activity, hydrolyzing O-glycosyl compounds. NCBI's taxonomy places the organism in Eukaryota, Viridiplantae, Streptophyta, Magnoliopsida, Malpighiales, Euphorbiaceae. Gene Ontology annotation, biological process: carbohydrate metabolic process.